Molecule: messenger RNA, 795 nt
Organism: Aphanomyces astaci
Lineage: Eukaryota; Oomycota; Saprolegniomycetes; Saprolegniales; Verrucalvaceae
Product: tRNA-intron endonuclease, variant
Exons: 2
Coding region: 30-629 (199 amino acids)
Biological process (GO): tRNA splicing, via endonucleolytic cleavage and ligation; tRNA-type intron splice site recognition and cleavage
Cellular component (GO): tRNA-intron endonuclease complex
Molecular function (GO): nucleic acid binding; tRNA-intron lyase activity
Source: RefSeq, a predicted model, not a curated record
UUUAAAACAAAAUCUCGAACCCAUACAGGAUGGAACAACCUGCGUCGGCGACGUACGUCCAAGGACAGACGGCAGUGUCCGUUACAACGGCGUCCCGACAAGAAGCAAACUUCUUGGUGCAGAGGUUUGGAUGUGUGGACGGCAUCGACGAGUCUCGGCGGUGGUUGACCUUGGAAGAAGCGUUCUAUCUCGCCUCAGAUAGGCGCAUACACAUUGCCGGGCUCUCGACGCAUGAUGCGAUCUGGACUGCGUUCACAUCGGCGGACGACGCGUUUGCUUCGAGAUACGUCGCAUAUUCCCGUUAUCGGUCACGAGGAUGGAUCGUGCAGUCCGGCAUGUUGUACGGCGUCACAUAUGUGCUCUACCGAAUGUCCCCCGACGUCGUGCAUUCCGAAUACAUGGUUUACGUCCACGACAACACUUCGUCGUCCAGUGCGCUGUCGUGGCAACUCCUCCAGGUAGUCUAUGCAUCAUGCAGCGUAGUUUGUUCAUGUCCGAUAGAUGCUAACGCGGCUCGCCGAAGACGUCAAGAAGACGGUACUUGUGUGCGAAGUUCAAUUAGUCGCGAAGGAUCAUUCCGCGGACCCUGCAGCCUCCAUCACCAUCGCGGGUCGUCGCUUCCAUUGUAGAGAGAUGGCCUUCCGCCACUGGCCCGCACAAUUCACAGAAGGCGCGUCCUUCGCCAUGGCCGAGUCCACCGCCAUCCCCAAGCGCACCCGAUCAUGAAAGUGUAACUGCAACAUGCAUUGACUUCAACGUAGAAGAAAUAUAACCAGCUUAAUAUCACUUUCGUCA